UAUCUUUCCACCUGCCUCUUCCUUGUUUGCUUUUUUCUUUCUUGUUUUUUUCCUUUCCAUUGUUUAUUUAGUUUUCCACCAUAUUUCUCUAAUUGAGCUUUAUUCGAACAGCAUUGCAAGACCAACUCCCAUAUUUUCUGGGUAUUAGGAGCUCUGUUUCUAGUCUUGGUGGAUCGCAAUCGGGAGUUGACUUAGUGAAGGAAAAUAUAGUAUCUUAUCUUUGACUUAAUAUGGCUUUUGAUCACAAAGGAAGAGUUGUUGUGAUUAUGGGCGUUAGUGGCGCUGGCAAAUCCACAAUAGGUGACAUGUUGGCCAAAGUUUUGAACUGUAGCUUUCUUGAUGCUGAUGAUUUCCAUCCACUAUCAAAUAAAGAAAAGAUGAGCCAAGGUAUUCCCCUCUCAGAUGAGGAUCGUAUUCCAUGGCUAGAAACGCUACGGGGUGUUCUAAAAGAUAAGUUAGACAAUGGAAAAACUGUGAUACUCGGGUGUUCUUCACUGCAGAAACAUUACAGAGAAAUUCUAAGAUCCGCUGAUGCUGAUUAUGUGCAUGGGAGCUAUGCUAGUAGGGUGCAGUUUGUUCUUUUGGAUGCCAAGGCCGAUGUUCUUGCCGCUCGUCUCGAGAAACGAGCUGCAGAAGGGAAGCAUUUCAUGCCGGCCACACUUCUGCAAUCACAACUAGAGUCGCUUAACAUAGAUGAAGGUGAGGGGAUAUUUAAAGUUGAUGCCACCUUAAGCCCUUUAAUCAUUGUAAGCAAAAUACAAACAUUUUUGUUCUCUGAUUUUGAACAAACCACUGGGAAUAGGGAUUGUUAAAGCAAUUUAUGAUUUCUCGAAUAGCAAUUGCUUCAGUGUUUUAUCAAAUGUAAUUUAUCUGAGCAGUAAUAAUCCAUGGUAUUUUAUAUUCAAAGAA
Molecule: messenger RNA, 909 nt
Organism: Gossypium arboreum
Lineage: Eukaryota; Viridiplantae; Streptophyta; Magnoliopsida; Malvales; Malvaceae
Product: gluconokinase
Exons: 5
Coding region: 231-812 (193 amino acids)
Cellular component (GO): cytoplasm
Molecular function (GO): gluconokinase activity
Source: RefSeq, a predicted model, not a curated record